This is a messenger RNA of Priceomyces carsonii, 2745 nucleotides long. RefSeq names its product Arg81p (gene ARG81). The transcript has a single exon. The record is from RefSeq and is a predicted model, not a curated record. The coding region runs from base 1 to 2745 and encodes 914 amino acids. Gene Ontology annotation, molecular function: RNA polymerase II cis-regulatory region sequence-specific DNA binding; zinc ion binding; DNA-binding transcription factor activity, RNA polymerase II-specific. Gene Ontology annotation, biological process: positive regulation of transcription by RNA polymerase II. Gene Ontology annotation, cellular component: nucleus. NCBI's taxonomy places the organism in Eukaryota, Fungi, Ascomycota, Pichiomycetes, Serinales, Debaryomycetaceae.
AUGAGCAUGUCGGGUGACAUUACUAAAGAGAAGGCUGUCUCUCUGCGCUCUGAGAGUGUUGAAAGCUCAGAUGUUUUAGACCAGGAGAAGACCUCUGGUGAGAAUGCAGUCAAAAGUAAGCGAUCUAAGACAUUCACUGGCUGUUUUACCUGUCGCUCUCGAAAAAUUAGAUGUGAUUUGAAGAAGCCGUAUUGCAAGAACUGCCGCAAAGCAGGUUUGAUGUGUGCUGGAUACGAUAUUAAGCUUAGAUGGUCACAGCCUUUACAAUUCGAUUCAGUAACAGGGAAGAUAUCUUAUCAAGUUAAAUUCAAGCAGGGAAAUACCUCGAUAGCACAUACAUCAGAAGAUGACAUUAAGGUGAAUUCUGAAUUUUUUCAAAGGAGGCAUGUGGGUUUUGUGAAGUGGGAUUCUGGACUGAAAUUCGGUCCUUAUGAGACAUAUGAAGAUAUUGAUAGAGAUUUAGGCGUCCUUAAUAAUCCUCAGGAUAAGGAAAUAGAGCAGGAAACUAAAGUUCUUGGGCCAUUCGGAGUUUUUAAGAGGACAAUCAAAAGAAAACGUGAAAUCGGUGAUGAAGGUGGACCGAAUAAGAUAAGUAAACAUAAUGGUUCGAAACGAAUUUCGAAGGAGAAUGCUUAUAUUUCUGAGCCAAUGGAAAUUGAUGAAGCCAUGUCUCAUGAUCAACUUUGGCUUUCCAACGAAUUAAGAGAUGAUGCCUUACUUACGGCUGCCGCAUUAAAUGGUGAUACUCAAUUUUUGGACUUUAUGUCUAACUUAUCUUCUGGUUCAGUCUUGGAGCAAAAUGAUGCUGGAAAAAACACUCUUUCACUAGGAUCCUUAAAUGUCACUGCAAAUCAAAAUGAUUUUCUUAAUCUAGUUUUUCAUGGAAACUCGUCUCAAGCACAUAAUUUUGGAAAUUUAACAAAUGGUAAUUCGGUUAGCCUAGGAUCAUCCCUGCUGAAUGCAACUGGAAUUCCUAUGUCCACCAUUCUCAACUCAAAUGAGCCUUCAACUUUAUUAGUAGACACUUCAAGGUCACGCAUCUAUGAUCAUGGUUAUCAUGAUCUUCAUAAUCAGCAUUACGAAUCAAACGAAGAUCUUGAAAUCAAUUUACAUGCUUCAAAGAAAAGUGAUAGACCCAUGCAGGUAUUGGAAGAAGAUCAAAAUGGGCAGGUUAGAAUGCCACCUUCCAUUAUGUGCAUCGUGCAAAGCACAUUACUGACGGAACCUCAUAUUGAUUUAGCAAUUCCCAAUAAAUCUAAAUCUGCGAAUUCGCCAAGUUCACUUAAGGGGCUACCGAGUACUGCAUUGCAAGUACAACCCCUCACAAGAUAUUUACUUAAUUACUAUGUGACCCAAGUGGCAGACUUGAUGACAGUGAUACCAUUGACUGAGAACCCAUGGAAAACAAUCUAUUUUCCUAGAGCUCUCAUGGCAAUUGGAGAAUUACUGGCACUCGGAAAGACUUCAAAUGCCAAAAAUGCAUUACUCAAUGCUCUUCUCGCAGUCUCGGCUUUCAAUUUGCAGUCUAAAUUUCCAAAGAAUUCUGGAUCUAUGAAGUACUACUUAAACCUAGGAAUCGGAUUAAGGAAUCAGGCUAGUUUAUUUAUUAAGAGGUUAUUGGGUUCUAAGACCGAUACACAGUCAGGAAUAGAGCAUUGUAUUGCAAAUGAAAAAUAUAAAGAUGUGCUUUGUGCAGUUAUGUCUAUGAUCAGUGUGGAUUUAGUGUGGGGUACAAUGCAAGACACAAACUUUUAUAUAAAGUGGUGUGAAAGAGUAAUUGCAACUAAAAUGAAGAAGAAGAAAAAGCUCUCGUCCAAGGCGAGAAUAUUACAUCGAAUAUUUCUGUCUUUGAAAUUAAUACAGGACUCAACGUGUUUAGACCUCGAUAACAUUAGAGACGACUUUUAUUUGACAUCAGGUUAUGGCUACGAUGUCAAUGGUGACAAAUAUAAGCUGAAGGAUGAAGCUGGAAUAGAUGGACGCGGAAGAAUUGAUUAUAUUGUUCAUAAUAUUACGGCCAAGGAAAAUAGAGGGGGUAAAGAUGCUUCGCCUUUAUUCGUAGACAAGAAAUUAAUCAAUACUAAGAAAAACGAUGAAAAUUUCGCUACUGAUGCCUUAUAUGGACUUCCUAACUCAUUGAUUAUCUUAUUCAGUGAGACAGUCAAGUUAUUGAGAACAAAGAGAUAUUACGAAGGUAUUCAAAAGACUAUUCCACGUAACUUUGAGCAGAAAGUUAAAGCUCUAGACUCUGAUCUACUGAAAUGGAAGUUAGAUUGGAAACUCUACAAUAAUUCAGUCAAGAAGAGUAUUAAGAAAGAUAAUGAUUGCGAACUAGAUUUUCUUUCACCGAUGCAUGAAGCGACUUAUCAUCACAUCCUUUCAUUUUAUCAUGCGCUUUCCAUAUAUCAUAAAAGAUUUCUAAAAGGUGAAUCACCCAUAGAGGUUCAAGAUAAAGUGGAAUUAACGUUGCAUCACUUAAAUUCCAUUCAGGCUCUUAUAGCUCGGGAUGAAGCUGCGAUUAUACCUCUUUUUUGGCAGGGCUUUAUUGCAGGUUGUGAAGCCGUCUCUUCAGAUUUGCAGCUAGGUUUUAAGAAGUGGGGUGCUGAUAUUGCUCAAUACUUGGGAAGCUACUGGGGUGCAAGGCAGAUCAUGCUAGAAGUUUGGCGUAGGAAAAGAUUAAAUGAGCCACGAGACAACUGGAUAUAUGUUAUUCAAGAUUGGGAAAUGAAUCUUAUGUUGGAUUGA